Centropristis striata (black sea bass) is the source of this 5035-nucleotide messenger RNA. RefSeq names its product protein jagged-2-like. Bases 206 to 3970 code for a protein of 1254 amino acids. Gene Ontology annotation, molecular function: Notch binding; calcium ion binding. NCBI's taxonomy places the organism in Eukaryota, Metazoa, Chordata, Actinopteri, Perciformes, Serranidae. The record is from RefSeq and is a predicted model, not a curated record. The transcript has 26 exons. Gene Ontology annotation, biological process: establishment or maintenance of epithelial cell apical/basal polarity; multicellular organism development; heterophilic cell-cell adhesion. Gene Ontology annotation, cellular component: plasma membrane; protein-containing complex.
UCGCGCGUCUUGUUGUGCGUCCGUGGACCAAACAGCAGCAGCAGCGGUGCGCUUUUUCCUCCUCCAGAGCCGCGGGCAUCCCGGAGCAGUCACGGGCACCAGGAGGAGGAGGAUAGCGCUCUCUUCUUCGUUAUCAUUUUGACUGACUGAGACAUAGAUAUUUUUUCAUUUCCCUAAUGGUAACCAACACCGAGCAGCCGGAGACAUGUGGAAUAAUCUGGGGAAACUACACCGCUUCUCACUAGUGUGUCUCCUCCUGACGCUGCGGGCUGAGGUGUCUCAGUCCACGGGUUACUUCGAGCUGCAGUUGAUUUCGGUGGAAAACCCCAAAGGUCAGCUCCUGAACGGCGACUGCUGCGACGCGGAGAAGAGCGCGGCGGAGGGCCACUGUGGCGCGGACGAGUGCGACACCUACUUCAGAGUGUGUUUAAAGGAAUACCAAACGGAGGUCAACACCAAUGGACCGUGCACCUACGGCUCGGAAACUACUAAGGUUAUCGGUGGGAAUACUUUUCAGUUCAAGGGCGGCCAGAAAACCGGACAAAACCGGAACAAUGACGCCGGGAAGAUCAUCAUCCCCUUCCAGUUCGCGUGGCCGCGAGCGUACACUGUGAUCGUGGACGCGUGGGACAGGGACAACAACACACACAACAACGAUGAGGAGCUGCUGAUUGAACGCAGCAUCCACAAAGGGAUGAUCAACCCCGGGGAGGAGAAGCAGACGGUGGAGUAUAAGAGCCUGAUCGCCACCCUCGAGUACACCAUCCGGGUCCGCUGCGACGAAAACUACUACGGCGGCAAGUGCAACAAAGUCUGCCGUCCCCGUGAUGACUACUUUGGCCACUAUGUCUGCGACCAGCAGGGGAACAGAGGCUGCAUGGAGGGCUGGACGGGGCCGGACUGCAAAACAGCCAUCUGCAAGCAGGGAUGCAGUCUGCAGCACGGGACGUGCAGCGCCCCGGGGGAGUGCAAGUGUAACUACGGCUGGCAGGGUCCGCUCUGUGACGAGUGUCUGCCGUAUCCGGGCUGUGUCCACGGCACCUGCAACGAGCCCUGGCAGUGCGCCUGUGAGAAGAACUGGGGAGGUCUUCUCUGUGACAAAGAUCUCAACUACUGUGGCACCAACCGGCCCUGUAAGAACGGAGGCACGUGUAUGAACACGGAGCCGGACGAGUAUAACUGCGCCUGUCCGGACGGAUACUCGGGCAAGAACUGCGAGAUCGCGGAGCAUGCCUGCGUGUCCAACCCCUGUGCCAACGGAGGAACGUGCCAUGAAGUCCCAUCAGGCUUUGAGUGUCACUGUCCGGCGGGCUGGUCCGGGCCCACCUGUGCUAAAGACACAGAUGAAUGUGCCUCCAGCCCCUGUGCUCAGGGUGGAACCUGCAUGGACAUGGAGAACGGCUUCGAGUGCCUCUGUCCUCCAGAGUGGACGGGCAAGACCUGCCAGAUAGACGUUAAUGAGUGCGCGGGGAGGCCUUGCCACAAUGCUUUAUCUUGCAAAAACUUGAUUGGUGGAUAUCACUGUACCUGCUUUCGUGGAUGGGUUGGCCAGAACUGUGACAUCAAUAUGAACAGCUGUCAUGGCCAGUGUCAGAACGGAGGGACCUGCAAGGAGGUGGCCAGAGGCUACCAGUGUGUCUGCCAAGCAGGGUUUGUGGGUCGGCACUGCGAGGUUCAGAGGAACCGCUGUGCAAGCAGCCCGUGUCGUAAUGGUGGGCGCUGCCACGCCCUGCUGGACGGCUUCAUGUGUGAGUGCCCACAGGGCUUCGCCGGGACGACCUGCGAGGUGCAGAAUGACCCGUGCAGCCCCAACCCAUGUCACAACAAGGCCCAGUGCCACAGCCUGAUGGGAGACUUCUACUGCAGCUGCCCUGACGAUUAUGAGGGCAAAACCUGUUCAGAGCUGAAGGAUCACUGCAAGACCAACCAGUGUGAAGUGAUUGACAGUUGCACCGUAGCCGUGGCAACCAACGACACCCAAAAGCGAGUGUGGCACAUCUCGUCCAACGUGUGCGGUCCCCACGGCCGCUGCAUCAGUCUGCCUGCCGGGAACUUCAGCUGCUCCUGUGAGCCGGGAUUCACUGGCACCUACUGCCACGAGAACAUUAACGACUGUGCAUCAUCUCCCUGUAAGAACGGAGGAACCUGCAUCGAUAUGAUCAACACUUUCCAGUGUUUCUGCCCGGACGGCUGGGAGGGCAGUCUGUGUGAUGUUGAUGUGAAUGAAUGCAACAGAAAUCCGUGUCAGAACGGAGGCCAGUGUGUCGAUCUGCUCAAUGACUUCUACUGCAACUGUGUGGACAACUGGAAAGGAAAGACCUGCCACUCACGUGAGAGCCAGUGCGACUCCACUACCUGCAGUAACGGAGGGACGUGUUAUGACCAUGGAGACUCCUUCUUGUGCAGCUGCCCCUCGGGCUGGGGGGGCAGCACCUGCAACACAGCCAAAAACAGCACAUGUGACUCUGGUCCGUGUGAGAACGGAGGGACGUGUGUCGGAGGAGGAGACGCCUUCACCUGCAUCUGCAAGGACGGCUGGGAGGGGCCCACCUGUGAGCAAAAUGUUGAUGACUGCAACCCUCAUCCCUGCUACAACGGCGGCAUCUGCGUCGACGGCGUGAACUGGUUUCGCUGCGAGUGCGCCCCUGGAUUCGCAGGACCGGACUGCCGCAUCAACAUCGAUGAGUGUCAGUCGUCUCCUUGUGCCGAAGGUUCAACCUGCAUGGACGAAAUCAACGGCUACCGAUGCGUCUGUCCUCCGGGACACGCUGGACAUCGCUGCCAGGACUUCAUCGGACUCGGGAAGUCGUGUCGUCACGCCGGCUUGCAGUUUCCUCACGGCAGCCGGUGGGAGGAGGAGUGUAACGCCUGCCAGUGUGUCAACGGAUACGUCCGCUGCUCCAAGGUGCGGUGCGGCCGGCGGCCCUGCCUCCUCCCGAAGGCUCUGCCUCCUCCAGACUCCAACCCGCCGUCCUGCCCCGGAGGUCACGAGUGCGUGGAGCAUCAGUUCCUCACCUGCUUCUCGCCGCCGUGUCACCAGUGGGGCGUGUGCUCAACGCCCGACCCGCCGACGCCGCUGCACACCCAGUGUGAGCCCAACAGCGGUUACCUGGACAACAGCUGCGCCCGCAUCACGCUCAUCUUCAAGAAGGACAAAGUGCCGCAGGGCACCACUGUAGAGAACAUCUGCUCCGAGCUGAGGUACCUCCCUGUGACUCAGACGCUGGCCGAGGAGCGAGCGCUGCUCAUCCUCUGUGACCUGUCCUACUCCAACAGUGACGCUGUGGAGGUCGCAAUGUCAUUUGAGCAGGACGGGCGGUCGAAGGACAGCGAUCGAGGACAGAUCCAGAAGGCCGCCAGCGCCAUCAUCAGCGCCCUCUCCAAACGUCACAACAGCACUGUGAUGCUCGCCGUGGUGGAGGUCAAAGUGGAGACGCAGGUGCAGCCGCCGCCUGUCGGUUACCUGGUCCCGGUGCUGUGCGUGGUCUUCAGCAUCCUCUGGAUCUUCUGCAUCGUGGUCUGCGUCUGGUGGACCCGCAAGAGGAAGAAAGAUCGCGAGAGAGCGUCCCGCUCCGAGGACACCACGGUCAACAACCGGCUGGAGCCGCUGCGGAGCAACGCCCUGAAGGACAACCGGGACAAAGACAUUCAGUAUGAAUGCAAGAAACUGAUGGGCCCCUCGGACAGGACGUGCGACGGGGCCGAGGGCGAGGAGGAAGGGGAGCAGGAGGGCGAGCAGGAGGAAGACGAGGAGCGGGCACUGGGCAUGGGGGACAAGUGUCCGCCCCAGAAGGGCUCCAUAUCGGGGCCGCAGGACAGGGGGGUGCUGGGGAAGGGAGGGGUCGUCUGCACGGCGCGCAGCGCUCCGGUCAAGGCGCCGCACCGGACGGCGUACAGCCCAAAAGACAACCGGUGUAAAAACCUGAACGCCGCCAAGCUCAGCGAGGACAUUAAAGACCAAUAUGUAUGAACACGCGAGAGGACGAGGAAGAGAAACAAACUGCGAUGUCUUCAGCGUCACUGACUUCUCAACUCUUAAAAAAAAAAGCACCAAAAGUGAAGAUUACAGAUGCUUUAAUUUUCUAUUUUUUUGUGUUCGUCACACCUUAUUUAACGUCUUUGUCUGCAGCACGGAGGCUUGUUUUACCAAAAAGCAACAAAAAAAAUACAGAAAAACAAACAAAAAAAAAGACAUGGAAAAUAAACAAUCACCGCUUCUGGAUUUCUGGUUUUUCUCGUCACUGUUGGAAUCAAGAAGAGUUUUUUUCUUUUCUCCGCUCCUGAUUUUCUGUUUACGUACAAACUGUCACAAUCAGAACUAACGCUUCCUCUCUAACGUCGGCUGGCAGCUGUUCACAUGUCUCUGUGUCUGCCUUAGCCCAAACCUGCGGGCCUUUUCUACUCUGUCUUCAUAUUUGUCUUUUUAUAAAAGAAAACUUAAAAAAAAAAAGAUUUUAUAUACAUUUAAGUCCUUGAAAGUUGGCACAGAGAAUUCACUGUAUCAUACCUGGCAUGAGCAUUUUUUUGUUUACAUUCAUAAACAUCUUUUCCAUUUUGUGUUGAGGCUUAAAGGUUCUUACGUAUAUCCUUUUAAUAAUUACGUCGACGCUUCCUGCGAGUCUACAUGAUGAUUUUUCAGUAUUUGCUUUGGUAGAAAAGUGCCUUCAGCCCUGAUUAUUUUCUCUCCUCCGACAGAGUUUAUGCAGAAUUUAAACACAUAUAAAGGGAAAGAUGUCCUGGUAACAACUCUUCACACCACAGGAAAAGUUAUUUUCUUUGUACAUAUGUAAAUAUGAAAAAAAUGGCUGUGUAUAUUUGAAUUUAGUAACUUAAGUGAUGCUUUGUAUCAUAGUUAUUCUAAAGACUGUUUUUGUGCUUGAUGUUUUUUUAAUGAUGUCAUUCCGUUUAUCAGUGUCUGUUGACACGGCAACAGGUUUUAUACAGAUUUUCGGACUGUGUCCAGAGUCCCACUGAGUCAUGAGCAUCGGUUAAAAAAAAAGAAGAAAAACAGAAAAAAAAACAGGUCAUGAACGUG